This is a messenger RNA of Pestalotiopsis fici W106-1, 783 nucleotides long. RefSeq lists its product as uncharacterized. Gene Ontology annotation, cellular component: cytoplasm. Gene Ontology annotation, molecular function: glutathione transferase activity. Bases 1 to 783 code for a protein of 260 amino acids. The transcript has a single exon. NCBI's taxonomy places the organism in Eukaryota, Fungi, Ascomycota, Sordariomycetes, Amphisphaeriales, Sporocadaceae. The record is from RefSeq and is a predicted model, not a curated record.
AUGUCCACAGUUCCAGCGGCCAAGCCGAUACACGCCGGACCAGAAGACUCGUGGCACGGUGUUGUUGCGCCCGGUUCACGCUUUGCCCCAGAGGCUGGCCGAUACCACUUGUACAUCGGCCUGUUCUGCCCCUUUGCCCACCGCGCAAACCUGGUGCGCCAUCUCAAGGGACUACAAGACAUAAUAUCCAUUUCCAUCGUGAAGCCCUAUCCCAAGGGCGAUGACAAGGGUUGGCCGGGAUGGCAAUUUCCAGGGGCUCAGGGCCCAGAUGACGUUUAUGAGGGUGCCACAAGGGACAAGCUAUUCGGCUCCAAGCAUCUUCAUGAGGUCUACUUCAAGGCGGACUCAGAGUAUAAGGGUCGGUAUAGCGUGCCACUUCUUUGGGAUACAAAGGAGAACACAGCUGUCAACAAUGAAAGCCACGAGCUACUCCGCUGGCUACCGACAGCCUUUAACGAUGUCUUGGCCAAUGGCAGCCCAGAGAAGGAGAUGACCCUAUAUCCAGAGCAUCUCAGAGCCGAUAUUGACGAAAUCUCAGUGUGGAUGCAGCGUGAUCUAAACACUGGUGUCUACAAGGCUGGGUUCGCGCCAGAUCAGGAGACAUAUGAUAAGAAUGUCCCUGUCGUCUUUGCUGCUCUCAACCACUUGGAGCAAAUCAUAUAUGGGAAUUCCGGCCCAUAUAUUCUAGGCAAGGAUCUGACCGAGUUGGACAUUCGGGCUUAUGCCACCAUUGUUAGAUUUGAUGCUGUCUACGUGCAGCACUUCAAGUGUAACUGUAAGUAA